This is a messenger RNA of Centruroides sculpturatus (bark scorpion), 3246 nucleotides long. RefSeq names its product venom metalloproteinase 2-like. Gene Ontology annotation, biological process: proteolysis. The record is from RefSeq and is a predicted model, not a curated record. The transcript has 15 exons. Gene Ontology annotation, molecular function: metalloendopeptidase activity. The coding region runs from base 544 to 2556 and encodes 670 amino acids. Lineage: Eukaryota; Metazoa; Arthropoda; Arachnida; Scorpiones; Buthidae.
AACGACUCUCUCUAUCAAUUCAAAUAGAAAAAAGUAAGUAAUUUCAAUUUAGAAACUUAAGUUUUCCCUUUCAAAAGCAAUUAUUAGCUUAGUUGUUAAAGAAAAUUGUAAGCGUGUAAAGCGAAACCGCAAGACAAAACCGAAUUACGGACAACGACUUUCGUAUACAGUAUUGUUACUGUAGAAGCAGUGAAACCAGUUGCCAUACACGACUGCUGGGGGAAGAGAACAAACGAGUUUGCUUGAGUGAAAUCCCUUCAUGCCCUACUUGCCUGCAACGAUAGAUAUGGGUCACAGCAGACAUGGCGAGUAGAGAUUAGGUAGAAUACUACCUGGGGUAAACGGUGCAGCGACUUGCACCUCACAGCACCGUUCUCACUCACUCUUGUCGGUUAGUGGAUAAUGUCCACCGGGAUAACACUGUGAUUUAAAACUUCAUCCCUGUGAUGCACGGUUAUAUUUGAAUGUUAGAGUGGCAGUGGUGGUGCGCCGGUUGACUCGUUAACAUCCAUCCCUAUCAAUAUUCCAUCCCGAUCUUCACUCAUGUUCAUCCAAACAGUGUUAAUAAUUCUAAGUGUCCUUUGGCCUAUAGGGCACGUAGGCGCUACACCUCAGAUACACAAGGUGAUGACGAGAGGUGAAUUAUUAAGGACAUUUCAAGUAUCAUCCGCAAAUGAUGUCCCUGUAUACGAAGUAAUAAACAUCAGAUCUCUAACUAAACGCGAAAUAUCCGAUGGGGAAAUCAAAAGGAUAUAUUUAUCUGCUUUCGGAAAGAAGAUGAAAUUAAACUUGAAGAAGAAUAAGGAUUUCGAAGAAAGAUUAAAGAAAUUUAAAGUGUUACUGGCGGAAACUACAAACAAUGGACUUAAAUACCGCGAUGUUACGGCUCAACAGGGAGGUUCAUCCGACUUAGGAUCUACUUAUCACGACGACGAGAAAAUGGCAGCCAUUUUGAUGAGGCAAGCCGAGGACGGAGGAAUCGAAAUGGAAGGGACGAUAGGAAACGAUUUUGUCAUUAAACCAAUCCCUAAAACACUUUACGACUCGUCGUACGUUGAUGAUGAGAUGUUCCUGGAUGAGGACGAGCAGAUAGAAUUGAAUAAAACGAGAGCAAAUUUCAAUAAUUCGCAAAAUAUAGGAGGGAAUCAUAUAGUAUUUAAAAGGAAAUUUGGAGGAUUACACGACCAUUCCGACUAUCUUAACAUGGAAUCAGCUAGUCUACUCAACACCUCAAAGCUGCAUCAAGCUUCUAGUUCAAGAAGAAAAAGAGCAGCACCAGAUACAGUAUGGCCGGAAGUACUAAUGGUCGCCGAUUACGAUACUUUUCUUCUUCACGGAAGUAACAGUCGCGAUGUUAAACGUUAUUUUGUUAGCUUCUUUAAUGGAGUCGAUCUUCGUUAUAAAUUAUUAAGUUUUCCUCGAGUUAGGAUCAGUUUAGCCGGAAUGAUUGUGGCUAAGGAUCGGGAUGCCACGCCUUAUCUAGAGAGAAAUCGUCUACGUCAUCCUAAUCACGAUGCUGUGGAUGCUGCUGGUGCAUUGACAGAUAUGGGAAAGUACCUGUAUCGUGAAAAUCGUUUGCCCACUUACGAUUUGGCAGUAGUCAUUACAAAACUAGAUAUGUGCAGGAGGAGAUUCGAAGGAGGGAGAUGCAACAGAGGAACCGCAGGUUUCGCUUAUGUGGGGGGUGCUUGUGUAGUCAACAAACGUCUGGAGAAAGUCAACAGUGUGGCAAUCAUCGAGGACAGUGGAGGAUUCAGUGGAGUCAUUGUAGCUGCUCACGAAAUAGGUCAUCUUUUGGGUUGCGUACACGAUGGUUCACCACCCCCCAGUUACUUAGGAGGACCAGGUGCUACUCAUUGUCCUUGGGAAGAUGGUUUCAUUAUGAGUGACCUGAGGCAUACAGAACGAGGAUUCAGAUGGUCUUCGUGUAGUAUCGAACAAUUUAAACACUUCUUGAACGGCGAAACAGCAUCGUGCCUUUAUAAUUUCCCACACGAAAAUGAUCUCUUACCUCGAGUACUACCAGGCACCAUGUUCACGUUAGAUGAACAAUGCAAACGAGAUAGAGGAACAACCGCCUGUUUUAAAGAUGCAAGGGUGUGCGCCCAACUCUUUUGUUUCGAUAGUGCAUCAGGAUAUUGUGUAUCCUAUCGCCCUGCUGCAGAAGGAUCCAGCUGUGGGGAUGGUCAGGUGUGCAGAAAUGGAAAGUGCAUCACAGAAAUAGAUAACAUCAUCCCAGAUUACUCUCACGUUACUCAAACUUUUGUCAAUGGACCACAGAGUAGGGCGGAUACCGAAGAGGUACCACAACCUUCUCAGAGAUCCAGAUACAGGUCGAGAGUGCGUCAACACACUACUACUCAGGGCAGCGUGAAAGAAGCGGAUGUAUAUACAACGGUGUCGGAUGAAGACGAUUGUCAAGAUAAAAGUGAACAAUUAGCAAGAGGAUUGGAUUGCAAGAGAUUUUUCCAAAGAUUUGGCACAAGAUACUGCGGACAUCAAUUUGUGAAACAGAAUUGCUGCAAGACUUACGAGAAAAUGUGCAAAAAGAGUUAAUGUUAAAUCAUGUGUAUAAAUUUUUAGAACUAUUUUUUUUUUUAAAUUCAUUUCUUGCACAAACUGCCCCAUUGGAAUUACACAAACUGCUCAUAAAGAACACACUUCCCUUUUUUUUAAUAGUUGAAUGAAACUUUAAACAUUCCAAACUGGAGCAAAAUCUUUUAUACAUCAGUUCAGAAUGUUUAAAGUUUUGCACUUUUAUGGUCAGUUUAGUGCAAUGUGGAUUAUUUUAGUGAGACUAUUAUAAAUGUUAGUUAAAUUUGAGGUCAGUGUACUUCAAAUUAUUAUUAUUAUUAUUUUGAUUAUAUUAUUUGUUAAUUAUAAACAAUUCAGUCAUAUUUUCCUGUUUUUCUGAAUGGCUGAAAUACGUAUAGAUGAUUUACUAUUUUAUUACCACAAGCAGUGGCGGUUUUAGGCGGCAAGAGGCCCUAGAUAAGCGUAAACUCACGAGGCCCCCUUUUAUACAAGUCUAUAGCGUAAUGCCCUCAUCACAAAGUACGUAAUAUUGUAUAAAAUUUAAGGACUUAGCUAGUACUGGAGUACAAAGUAUAUGUGCACAUCUAAGGCCUCUAAAAGUGUGAGGCCCUAAACAUAAGGCUCAAUGCCUAAAACCAUCACUGACAAUGAGCCAAUAGUAACAAAAUAGAAAAACAUAUUUCAUUUUCAUAUAAUAAAAUAUAAUUCACU